Messenger RNA from Paralichthys olivaceus (Japanese flounder), 5325 nucleotides. The record is from RefSeq and is a predicted model, not a curated record. Lineage: Eukaryota; Metazoa; Chordata; Actinopteri; Pleuronectiformes; Paralichthyidae.
AUGUCUCCGGAGCUGGAAAGGAAGCUGGAUACUGUGGCAGCAGAAGGAAAUGGACCCUGGUUACAUAGACAGAGAAGAGAAUGGAUCAUUGCCCCCAGAAAGCUGAAGGAGAACCACGACUACACCGGCCUGGAGAGUAUCGCCAAAAUUCGCUCUGAUAAGGAGUACAACGAGACAAUAGUAUACUCUAUAUCAGGGCCUGGUGUUGAUAAACCGCCUUACAGAGUAUUUUCUGUCAACCAUGAAAAUGGUUUGGUUAAAAUCCAUUCAAUUCUGGACCGAGAGGAGCGCGCCGAAUAUAAUUUAAAAGGUAUGGCCAGGUUUAAAAACGGGAUACCAGCUGAGGAACCUAUUGAUCUUAAAAUCACUGUUGAGGACGUGAAUGACUGCCCACCAGUCAUUAAGCCUCAGCAGGUCGGAUCUGUCAGUGAAUCCAGUGCAGCAGGUACUUUUGUCAUGAGAGUGAAUGCUACUGAUGCCGAUCAAGAGAACACACUCCACACAAAACUCUUCUAUAGCAUUGUCCAGGAGAGUAACAAGGAUGGGAUGUUCUACAUCAACUCUGAAACUGGAGACGUCAUGGUGAAACAGACGACGCUGGAUAGGGAGAUAAAAGAUACUUACAAGUUGAUGAUCAGAGCCACUGACAUGAACGGACAAGGAGGAAUCUCAGGAGAUGGAGAAGUUGUGAUCAAAAUUAAGGACAUAAAUGACAAUGUGCCGAUCUUGGAGAAAGAAAUGUAUGAAGGGAGCAUACAGGAAAACACUAUUAACACCGAAGUGUUGAGGAUUCAAGCCAUUGACAUGGAUAUGAUUCACACUGACAACUGGAAUGCUGUCUAUGAAAUCGUUUCAGGGAACGAGGCAGGCUAUUUCAGUAUCACUACUGAUGCCAAGACCAACGAGGGAAUCAUCACGGUUAACAAGGCGCUGGACUAUGAGGAACUAAAGGUCGUCAACUUGGGUGUGGGCGUCUCCAACAAAGCGCAGUACAAUUUUGGUAGCACCCAAAUGUCAGGAUCUAUCGGCCAAAAAUCCUACCCUGUCAAAAUUAAUGUGGUCAAUCAAAAGGAAGGGCCCCGUUUUGUGCCAGGUGUGAAAGUGGUGACCAUCUCUGAGGACCACAGCUCCAUCUCCCUCAAAGAGAUCAUCACUAACUACGCUGCUACCGACAGUGACACACUGCUGACAGCCACCAACGUCAGAUAUGCAAAAAUCCGCGAUGAUGACAACUGGUUGAUCAUAGAUGAGAAGACAGCAGAUAUCAGGCUCAAUAAACUACCUGACAGAGAGUCCAAAUUCUUGGUCAAUGGAACAUAUUAUGCUGAAAUUAUAUGUAUGACCGAUGAUAAUCCCUCAAAAACUGCCACAGGCACCAUAGCCAUUCAGGUGGAGGACUUCAAUGAUCACUGCCCAAAACUGACAACAACAGUUCACACUCUGUGCCUCGAGGAGAACGUCCUCUACGCCACAGCCGUGGACGAGGACGAGUUCCCCAAUUCAGUGCCGUUCGAGUUCACAGUGAUUGAGGACAAGAGUAAGGGGAAAUGGACGGUGGAGCAUUUUAAUGCCACCACAGCAAUUCUCAGAGACAACGCCGACUUGUGGCCAGGUAUCUACCAAGUGGCCGUGGAGGUCAAGGACCAGCAAGGGAAAGCAUGUGGUGACCUUCAGAUGAUCGAUGUAACCGUGUGUACGUGCGAGAAGGACACCAAAGUGUGCACGACACGCAGUUCGAAGACAAUAGGUUUGGGAGCUGGAGGGAUCCUGCUGCUGCUCCUGGGGCUGCUGCUGCUGCUGCUGUUGCCGCUGCUGCUGUUGUCCUGCCUGUGUGGAGGUGCUGCAGCUGGGGGAGCUUUCAAGCCAAUUCCAUUUGAUACCAAACAGCAGUUGAUUUCAUAUCACACUGAGGGACAGGGAGAGGACAAGGAGGUUCCUCUCCUACAUGUCCCGGUGGAAGUCGACGGUAGGGCCGGGAACAUGAACAUCAUCAACCGGAAAGAUGUGAUUACAGUCGGAGGAGCAGCGGGUGGAGGAGCAGUGGGUGGAGGAGCAAUGGGUGGAGGAGCAGUGGGUGCAGGAGAUGCCACUGGCAUGUAUAGAUUCAUGACAGAAGAGGAAUGGCGCAGAUACAGAGAGACGAUAGGAUAUGAAUCGGGGUCAGGGUUCUCCAGAGAUGGGUUCUAUAAUGGGAUGGCUCUAUCUGAUCAGUUCCUGGAGGAGUACUUUGUGAAUAAAGCAAACCAUGCCUCACAACAGUCCCAGCAGAAGGAUGGACUGCUGGUCUAUGACUAUGAGGGUCAGGAGUCUCUGGCAGGUUCUGUAGGUUGCUGUAGUCUUCUCGAGAACGAUAAUGAUCUCGCCUUCCUCAACGACCUUGGGCCUAAAUUCAAAACCCUGGCAGAUAUUUGUCAAGGAUCAACCAUCGUGACUAAGUUAUCGAAUGCAGAUGUGUCCAUCUCCUCACCAAGACCGGUGUCUCCAGUCAGGCCCUCCACCUCCUCCCACACACAUGUCCACACUCACACAGAAUCGAUCAGGGACAGGGACCGUGUCCAUGUCAACGCUGUGGACAUCUCCAAUGUAGCAACCGGAUCCUCCACGAUCUCACAGGAGGAGUUAAUUACUGAGAGAGCCCAGGUUUCUAACGUGCAAGUCCAGGACAAGAUGAUGAUUCCCAGUCAGACCCUGCUCAUACAGCAACCCACUAUGUACUACACUGCUGCGCCCAUGUACGUAGUCGAGUCACAGCCCCAGAUGAUGCUUGUGGCUGGAGGCGCCCAGCAGCAGGUGGUGGGUCAAGUAGCUGAAGUUGGGCUGAGUCAGGGGAUGAGUCAGGGGCUGGUGCAGGUUGGUGGUCACCAAGGUUCUCAGGGUGUGGUCCUCGUAGACAGGCAAGUAGGAGUGGAUGGAGCCAUGGGUCAGAUGGCCCAAGGCCUUUCGCAGGGAACUAUCUCCAGGUCCAGGAAGGUGUUCCUGGUGGAGAAUGGGUCCACCGCUGGACAGCAAGGUGGACAGUUUGUGCAGGGAUUUAUUCAGACAGGGGGACAUUUUCAGGGACAGGAUUCCACAGAGCAGGGCCUUGGGGUCAGUGGUCAGGGCUUGGAGGUCAGAGGUCAGGGCUUUGAGAUGAGGGCUCCGAGUUUUGCGAUGGGUUCACUUGGUUCAACAGGAUCAAAAGAGGAUUUCUAUGGCCACACCCAAGUUUCUAUGGCAACACCCAAGUUACAAGGAAGCCAGAAACUGGUCGUGCAACAUAAGAAAGUGUCUGUUACAGAGAGAAAUACUGAAUCUAAUACAAGAGCCUAAAGCAAAGAAAAAACAUUUGCUUAGCAUAUCCACAAAUGUCACAAUGCUCAUCUACUGGAACUUACUUCAGUUUUUUAAAAUAUACUAAACAAUCUUCUCGUGGUACAGAUUGAUAACUUGUUAAAUUGUGGUAUAACUGGUUACAGUAAGUACAACACUGUAUGUCCUCUACACUACUGCAGUAUCAUGACCAUACAAUUACACAUUACAUACAGUGUUGGUGUAAAGUUUAUAGCAGAACUGGGAGAAAACAACAGAUUAUAAGAGGCAUUUACACACUAGCUGAGGGGGAACAGAACAUCUAUGGCCAGUCAGUGUAGGCAGUGAAUGACAGCCAUUAAAUCACCAUAUUUACUUUAAUACACUAGCAAGGCUUCAGGGUGGGAGCGGCCAAAGUAAACAAAACUAAACAAAACCAUUCAGUCAUACACUGCAUAUUAUCUCAUCAAACUGCAAACCUCAGGCUAAAUCUUCCAACUAAAGAAAACUGGAAGAAGUGGAUAACAUAAAAUAGCCACAGUACAUCUCCCAGGGCUUAGAUAGGUGUCCACCAAUCACAUAUAUUAUAUCAAUUUUGAAGUAUCAUAAUUGGCUUGAAAUAAUCAAAUUUCAUGUUUUAUUUUGGGUAAAAUUAUUGUAUGUGAGUCAUAUGCAAGAAAACAACAAUUAUUAAAUAGUUUAUAGAUAAAGAUACUCUGUGAUUGUUAAGAGAAACAAGUGUUUGACACACCUAUACAUCUAACCACACAACUCCUAUGUCCUCCGACAAUAUGGUAACUAAAUAACAUGAUUGGCUUGGAAGAUGAAGGGUGAAAAGGAAUGCAUAAAUAGAACAGAUCCAAAGUGCAUACUCACGUACAUCAUCACAGACACAGACAUAGGAUCCAUAUUUUACUAUAUUUGUUAUAUUAUAAUAAGUCGUAGUCACUAGCAACCAAUCAUAGCACCCCAACUGCAGGUCAAGGAACAUCUCUGCUUUAAUGGGAACAAAAUAAGAGCGAAACACAACAUAUGAUGCACUAAUACAUGAAAAAAAGAUGAUGGAUUGUAGUGGGAACAUUAAGUCUGUAAACCAGUGAUGGAACUCGUGUUCUCCUUUCUGAAUAUUCCUACAACGUAUGAAGGACAGAAAGGUAUUUCAUUGGUACAGAUCAAUACUCUUAAUUAAAACUCCUACAGGUGCAGUAAGAGAGGCACUAAAUAUCUUACUUAUUGAAUUUGUUGUUUAAUCAGCACAGAACCAGUUUCAGAGAAAAUGCUGUGUUCAUAAAAUCCCUGUUAAAAUUAAGAUAAAUGUAUAAUGUUUGAUAAAGUCACUAAGACAGAAACGUGUGUACAUAGUAUCCUGCUGCAACUCACUGCUGUGAGUGUUGUAUAUUUUUGUGUGGUGUAUUUGUUUUUUGGAACGUUUUAGCUGUAGCCGUGCCUUUAGCUGCUCUGCUGACCUUUGGAUUGUUUGACUUAGUUAUACUGUAACUAAGACCUGGGUGGGAAUUCGUGGGAGAACUGUAAAACUGAUAAAAGCACCGUCUGCAGCAGAAUCAAAGCCCGAGUGUUCGAAUGAUUUAAUUCACCAGGAAGGGACAAGGAUCUUUUUAUUGCUAGUCAUUGUUGAUCGUAAAUCACAGAAUAACAGAAAUCCUACUUUUUAUUGUUGCACUCCCUAUUUUCUACAGAAUAAUGUGGGUAACUGAAAUAAUCCAAGGCUUUUAAUUUUGCUUUUUACAAAUGUUUAUUGUGACAUAAUUCCCCCAUUAUUUUUUAUUGUAUUGUUUUUAUUCUGUGUUUGUGAAAUAUUUCGGGUUUGUGAAUGGGAAAAGUGCCAAGCACUAAAAGACAUUUGGUAGAAUGACAAAUUCAUUUUUGGUAUAGUUGAUAUUUUAGUAGUGAGCUGUAUGAAUACAGCAUAUGUUGCUCUAGAACAGCGCAGUACUAAAAAAAAGCAUUAUAAUGAGGAUGUCUUCAUUAUUUUCAAGUUUUGCACGUCAUAACAUAAUAAAAUCUAACUGAAAGAAA